AUGAGUAACAAUAUUAGAUUCCCAACAAAGGAUGAGAUCAUUGCCAAGGUUGAUACGAUGCAAGCAGAGGCUGUAGAAAAGUUAAAGCAAUUGGUAUCGUUCGACUCGUUACUUGGCAAUGAACAGGAUGCACAGAUCUUUAUGCAAGAGAUAUUCAACUCUUUGUCAUUGAACGUAGAGCGUUUCCCAAUCGUAUUGGAUGACAUUAAGGAUUUACCAGGCUUCUCACCGGUCAACUGGUCCUACGAUGGAAAGGAUAAUGUUGUGGCUCAACACACUCCACCUGUAGUCGCAUCGGACAUGCUAUCAAAGGGAUCACAGGGCAAGUCUCUCAUCUUUAAUGGCCACAUUGAUGUGGUGCCCACAGGACGUGAGACAUUGUGGUCAAAGCAUCCAUUCUCACCCUAUGUCAAGGAUGGCCGACUGUAUGGUCGUGGCUCUGGUGAUAUGAAGGCUGGUGUGAUGGCCUUUGUCAUUGCCUACAAAGCAUUGAAGGAGUUGGGCUUUGUACCAUCGGCCAAGGUCAUAUUCCAGACGGUGGUCGAGGAGGAGUGCACAGGAAAUGGUACACUGGCAUGUUUGGCACGUGGAUAUCGUGCUGAUGCCGCCAUCAUCCCAGAACCAUUCCCAUUCCUUGUCACUGGUCAGGUUGGUGUUGUCUGGUGCAACGUUACCGUUCAAGGUAAACCAGCUCAUACAUUGGAGAUGGAGACUGGUAUCAAUGCCAUUGAUGCUGCAAUGUAUCUAGUUUCUGCAAUACGUGAUCUUGAGAAAUCAUGGAAUGUAAAGGAGAAAUGUCAUCCAUUGUUUAAACAAUUCCCUCAUCCACUUGGAUUUAAUCUUGGACAGAUUCAAGGUGGAGAAUGGACAUCAUCAGUGCCAAGUGAGUGUUCAUUCGAUCUUAGAGCGGGAUUCUUCCCAGGAACACCAUUGGAGACCGUUCGCAAUUCAAUCACUCAAGCCAUUGAUGAAGCUGCCAAACUAAAGAAGAUCACCUAUCAAAUCCAAUGGAAUGGUUUCCAAGCUGAAGGUUCAACAAUGGAUGUCAACGGUGAUCUAAUGAAGCAAUUGGGAUCAUCAUAUAAGGAUGUUAUGGGUAAAGAAGUACCACAACAACCAAUCCUAUGUACAACAGACUGUCGUUUCUUUGAUCUCUAUUAUAAUAUUCCAAGUGCAUGCUUUGGUCCAGAGUCCACUCACAUUCAUGGUAUUGAUGAGAGUGUUAGUCUUGAGAGCUAUCGGGACAUCACUAGAGUACUAGCAUGUUUCAUUGCAGAGUGGUGUGGUCUACAACCAUCAUCGUCAGCCUAA
Molecule: messenger RNA, 1311 nt
Organism: Acytostelium subglobosum LB1
Lineage: Eukaryota; Evosea; Eumycetozoa; Acytosteliales; Acytosteliaceae
Exons: 4
Coding region: 1-1311 (436 amino acids)
Molecular function (GO): hydrolase activity
Source: RefSeq, a predicted model, not a curated record